Molecule: messenger RNA, 2141 nt
Organism: Culicoides brevitarsis
Lineage: Eukaryota; Metazoa; Arthropoda; Insecta; Diptera; Ceratopogonidae
Product: neuropeptides capa receptor-like
Exons: 11
Coding region: 368-2047 (559 amino acids)
Biological process (GO): neuropeptide signaling pathway
Cellular component (GO): plasma membrane
Molecular function (GO): neuromedin U receptor activity
Source: RefSeq, a predicted model, not a curated record
UUGUGGAAUAAAAAAUAUAGAUUAUUAAUAAAUAAUUAAUAAAAAUAAAUUUCAACGAGAAAUUUAAAAAAAAGUGUUCCAAUAAAAUUAAAUCGUAAAUUAAUACGAGGUUAUAAUUGUUAUCGAUUUUCAUUAAAAUCAGUGAUGAAAAAGUAAUAAAUUACACGAAAACAUGAAUUACAUGUGAAAUAACAGAACUUGCAAAAAAAAUAACUGUUCGAGUGCAAAAUUACCAUCAAAUAAAUAAGAAAUCAGAAUGUAAUGCUUUUCAUGUGGAAAUUCAGCAAUCAAUCGUAUUUGAAAAAGCACUCCCCUAAGGCAAUCCAUCGCAGUCAAUAACGAAAUAAAAAAAGAUGAAACCAGAAUAAUGACUGCCGAAUUGAAUUCACUGGGGGCAAGCGGAACAAAUUUCACGUCAUCUGUGGCGCUGUCAAUAUUCGCACAACCAUCAACAUCGACAUUACCGUUCGAGCAAAAUGCGAGCGACGCAUUCGGUCUCGGUGUCAACGAUACACUGGAUGACACAACAAAAUUUCUGUCGCACCAUUGUUACUGGCCAAGUGACAGCUGGAACUGCACCGAGGAUCAAUUUUUGGAAUUUUAUCGGGGUCCACGGGCAUUGCCACUGUCGACUGCUCUAUCGGUAACAAUACUCUUCGUUGGAAUUUUUGUCACCGGCAUAAUUGGAAACUUAAUUGUCUGCGUUGUGAUUGUGCGACAUGCCACCAUGCAUACCGCGACAAAUUACUAUUUAUUUAGUUUAGCAGUAUCGGAUCUCAUAUUUUUAAUGUUUGGUCUUCCAUACGAAAUAAGCCUGUACUGGCAUCAAUAUCCAUACAAUUUAGGAUUACCUUUUUGCAAAAUACGGGCUUGGAUAUCAGAAGCAUCUACGUACGUUUCGGUGUUGACUAUUGUGGCUUUCUCCAUGGAAAGAUUUCUGGCAAUUUGUCAUCCAUUGCACUCGUAUCGCAUGAGCGGAUUGCGACGCGCAAUGCGAAUCAUUGCCAUACUGUGGACCAUGAGCUUCAUCAGUGCAGUGCCUUUUGGAAUUUAUUCAGACAUUGACUACUUGACGUACCCACCAGACAACACCACAAUAUACGAGUCGGCGUUUUGUGGCUUGUUCCAGAAUCCUGGUUACUUAUGGGAGGUGUCAACAUGCAUCUUUUUCGCCAUUCCAAUGAUUGUUAUGGUCGUGCUGUACCUCAUGAUGGGUCUCCGUAUUCGUUCGCGUUCAAAGAAAGCUACUUCACUUGGAAAAGUUCAACCGACGAAAGGCGACACAAAAUCAACACAAUCUAGAAAGGCAAUCAUCAGAAUGCUCGCCGCUGUCGUUAUUACAUUUUUCGUGUGUUGGGCACCAUUCCAUGCCCAACGUCUCAUGUAUUUGUAUGCACGCGAAUGGGAGUAUUACAAUGCCGUAAAUACAUGGCUGUUCUCCGUCGCUGGAUGGCUGUACUAUGUGUCAUGCACAAUAAAUCCAAUUCUGUACAAUGUAAUGUCACAUCGAUACCGAGUCGCAUUCAAGCAAACACUUUGCGGCAGCAAAAAGCCAAGUUACUAUAGUGCCAACGGCUGCAUUCGGGAACAGAGUAGCUUUCGGGAGACGGUGCAUUCAACGAGCGAUCCGCCCCGAUCGCGGCACGGCACCAACAGAUUCACCACGAGAUCCAAAGAUAACGGCUCGAAUCGCCUGAUGCCGUGCAACAGUGUGCGGUUCACGUCGGAUCGUGACACCGAUGACCGGAAUUCCAUCAAGAAAGAACCUCUACUCGGCAAGGAUGACAUCCAAAUUCAAGACGUUGUCGUAAUGCUCAACAAUACAGCGAAUGGCCGCACAACGACACUCACUGCACAAUCCGUAAAUUUAUCGACGGCAAAUACACCGAUUGCUAAUGCGACCAACAAUACGAAUCACCACUCAGCCAUGAUUGGCAACAACCUUAACCAUAAUAACAAUUUGACUAACAACGAAAUCGAUGGACGACUAGCGCCACCAAUAAAUUGUAAUAAUUACGUCAAUCAUAAGAAUGAAACUUGUAUAUAAUAAAUUACUAAGAAUUCUUCUAAAAUUUCUUUAAAAAAAAUUUUUUUUUCUUCUCGAUAAAAAAAAUAUCUUCAACUAACAACAAAGUAAAAAC